Messenger RNA from Triticum dicoccoides, 2082 nucleotides. RefSeq names its product probable fucosyltransferase 7. Gene Ontology annotation, cellular component: membrane; Golgi apparatus. Gene Ontology annotation, biological process: cell wall biogenesis; xyloglucan biosynthetic process. The record is from RefSeq and is a predicted model, not a curated record. Lineage: Eukaryota; Viridiplantae; Streptophyta; Magnoliopsida; Poales; Poaceae. Bases 199 to 1866 code for a protein of 555 amino acids. The transcript has 2 exons. Gene Ontology annotation, molecular function: galactoside 2-alpha-L-fucosyltransferase activity.
AUGUGUGUGCACAAGGAAUCAAUGAUGAGCAGCACAGACAGCCACCCCGCACUAUUGGAUCUACUCUUGGAUCUGCCGAUUUUGCCAUUCUGGCAUUCUACUCCAUGCAGGACAGCUUUGUAUAAAUAUCAAUCCACUGCAACAGUUGACCUCCCCACUUGACCUCCUCGACAAAACAAAACAAGCACUAGAUUGCGCAUGGGUUCCGAGGCGAUGGAAGCUGCUGGAGCGCGAGAUCCACCGGAGCGUCGCCGGGGCGCCGUCACGGCCGUCCUCCUGGCCGCGCUGCCGCUGCUGCUCCUGCUCUUCCUCUUCGGCGACCGGGCCGCCUCCAUCGCCGCCGACGCCCUGGCCAGGGCACAGGUGAAACAGCAGAGUCCACGUAACGCCUCGUCGUCGUCCCGGGAACCGGGCGCGGCGCGCGACCGGCUCCUCGGUGGGCUCCUCUCGCCGGACUUCGACGAGCCGGCGUGCCGCAGCCGGUACGAGGGCUCCAGCCGAUGGAAGCCGUCGCCGUUCCCGGUCUCGGCUUAUCUGGUCCGGAAGCUGAGGCAGUACGAGGCCAACCACCGCCGGUGCGGGCCGGGCACGUCGCGGUACCGCGAGGCCAUGGCGCAGCUUCAGUCCGGCCGCAACGGUGACCGCGGCGAGUGCAGGUACGUGGUGUGGCUGCCCGUCCAGGGCCUCGGCAACCGGAUGCUCAGCCUCGUCUCCACCUUCCUCUACGCGCUGCUCACCGGCCGCGUCCUCCUCGUCCACGAGCCCCCGGAGAUGGAGGGCCUCUUCUGCGAGCCCUUCCCGGGGACCUCCUGGCUGCUGCCCGCGAGCUUCCCCUACACGGACGUCCGCUUCGGGUCGGAAUCCAAGGAGAGCUACGUGAGCAUGCUCCAGAGCAACGUCCUCCGCUACGACGACGACGAACACGUCGGCGGCGGCGGCAAUGCCAGCGCGCUCCCGGCGUACGUGUACCUCCACCUGGAGAACAUGAACCUCCGGCUCCAGAACCACACCUUCUGCGAGGAGGACCACCGGGCGCUCGACGGCUUCAACUGGAUGGUGCUCCGCUCCGACAGCUACUUCGCCGUGGCGCUCUUCCUGGUGCCCACGUACCGCGACGAGCUGGAGCGGAUGUUCCCGUCCAAGGGCUCCGUGUUCCACCACCUCGGCAGGUACCUCCUCCACCCGGGCAACCCGGCGUGGGGGAUCGUGCAGAGGUUCUUCGACGGCUACCUCGCCGGCGCCGACGAGCGCCUCGGCGUGCAGGUGCGGAUCGUGUGGCACCACCCGGUCCCGUUCGACGUCAUGUUCGACCAGAUCCUCCGGUGCACGAGGGAGCACCGUCUCCUGCCGGAGCUCACCAGCGAACCUCAUGCCAUCGUCCGGCCGUCGAACAGCACGGCCAAGCCCAAGGUGAAGGCCGUGCUGGUGGUGUCCUUGAAGCCGGAGUACUACGACAAGCUCCACGGCAUGUACUACAACAACGCGACCGCGUCCGGCGAGCUUGUCACCGUGUACCAGCCGAGCCACGACCAGGACCAGCACACGGAGGCGCGCGCGCACAACGAGCGCGCCCUGGCCGAGAUCUUCCUGCUCAGCUACUGCGACGAGAUGGUGACCACGUCGUGGUCGACCUUCGGCUACGUGGCGCACGCGCUGGCCGGGCUGCGCCCAAGGCUGCUGGCCCCGCUGGACUUGAGCAAGAUGAGGUCCGACGUGGCGUGCGUCAGGCCUGCGUCCAUCGAGCCGUGCCUGCACUCGCCGCCGUCGCUCGUCUGCCGGCGCACGCAGGAUCUUGACCCGGUGGCGCAUGUGCCCUUCCUGCGCCACUGCGAAGAUGUGGGUUUCGGUCUCAAGCUCGUCGACUGAGUAACUUGGCUGGCUCUCUGCACAGAGGCUUCUCUUCGAUUUGGUUUAGCAAAACAGUGCUGUUUUUAGGCUUGAUUUGUGGUCACUGAAAUACAUGUUCAUCGUCGCCAAAAAGAAAGGAAGGGACUGACUAACAGUCAGUGGACUGAAAACCCAAUUUGGGUCAGUCAAAUUUCUUUCCUUUGCAUGCGAUGUGAAUAGCGACCCCACUAACAA